Molecule: messenger RNA, 1885 nt
Organism: Tarenaya hassleriana
Lineage: Eukaryota; Viridiplantae; Streptophyta; Magnoliopsida; Brassicales; Cleomaceae
Product: protein S-acyltransferase 8
Exons: 6
Coding region: 341-1627 (428 amino acids)
Biological process (GO): peptidyl-L-cysteine S-palmitoylation; protein targeting to membrane
Cellular component (GO): Golgi apparatus; endoplasmic reticulum
Molecular function (GO): protein-cysteine S-palmitoyltransferase activity
Source: RefSeq, a predicted model, not a curated record
AAAACAAAAUUUCUUCUCCGCUGAACACAGAACACAAAACCGCCCUUUGUGAGGCAGAUCAGACCCAGAGGCCGCUGUCGAACCUCAAAACCUUAAAAAUUCUUGUAAUUUUUGUUAUUCCCCGUUCUUUUAUUUUGGAAUCUCGGCGUGGGGUCUUCGUCAAUUUCGUGUGUAGUUGUUAUCUGUCGAAACGCAGAGGGGGAGAGAAGGCUCGGCGAUUUUUUUGUUUGUUUUUUCUUAAUGAAAUGAUCGAGAAGGGAAGAAAUUUUCAGGAUCCUCGAAAUCGACUGCGAGUAGUGAGGAGUUUCUGAUCCUUCUGCCGUGUGCUUGUUCUUUUCCCAUGGCGAAACGGGUCUACGAAGCCUGGAAAGGAAGUAAUAAGUUCAUCCUCGGUGGGAGAUUGAUAUUUGGGCCAGAUGCUAGGUCAUUGCCUUUUACUUUGCUGCUGAUCAUAGUUCCAGUUAUUCUAUUCUGCGUAUUCGUGGCUAGGCAUCUACGCCAUGAAUUCUCUCCGUACAGUGCAGGGUACGCAAUAUUGGUGGUAGCGAUUCUAUUUACUAUCUAUGUAUUGAUUCUCCUCUCCCUCACCUCUGCUCGUGACCCCGGUAUCAUUCCACGAAAUUUACAUCCGCCAGAGGAAGACCUACGCUACGACACAACGGUAUCAGCAGAUGGAAGGCAAACACCCAGUGUCCAAAUUCCUAGGACGAAAGAAGUUAUGGUCAAUGGCAUUUCUGUCAGAGUGAAAUACUGCGACACAUGUAUGCUUUAUCGGCCUCCUCGUUGCUCCCAUUGUUCCAUUUGCAACAACUGUGUCGAGCGCUUUGACCAUCAUUGCCCGUGGGUGGGCCAAUGCAUUGGACUCAGAAACUAUCGGUACUUCUUCAUGUUUGUUUCUUCGGCAACCCUUCUCUGCAUCUAUGUGUUCUCGAUGUCAGCUUUGUACAUCAAGAUCCUGAUGGAUCAUAACCGUGGUACUGUAUGGAGCGCCAUGAGAGAAUCACCUUGGGCAGUUAUGCUGAUGAUAUAUUGCUUUGUCGCCUUGUGGUUCGUCGGUGGCCUUACGGGGUUCCACUUGUACCUCAUAAGCACGAACCAGACAACCUAUGAGAACUUCCGCUACAGGGCGGACAGCAGAAUCAACGUGUACAACCUUGGUUGUCCGAACAAUUUCCUGGAAAUCUUCUGCUCCAGGAUCAAGCCUUCCAGGAACAAGUUCCGAGCUUUCAUCCAAGAAGAACCACCGAGGGUUAUCUCUUUUCCUACCGGUCGGGAAGCGGCAGCCGAAGCAGAUGAAGAAUCCGGAACUCGGCGUCAGAAGGUGGAAGACGAUCUAGACAUCGGGGAAGAUCUCUUGAAAAUCUCUCAGCGUUGUAACCCGGAAGAAAUCAACGAGGAUUUACGCAGCAGAGGCGGCAGCAACGAUCUUCCUCACCACGUCGUGGACAUGGACCAAUCCAUUCUCGGCUCUUCUGACCAGAGAGCCCCCACCAUAAGAUCAGAAACUCGGCAUGGGAGCUGGGGAAGAAGAAGCGGGAGCUGGGAUAUAGAACCGGACUCGAUAGCGAAUCCCACAACGGUUGGCGAGAAGAACAAAAGCUACGCAGCUGCAAAGGAAGGGCGGUGAUGAUCAGAUUCAGCCAUUGAUAACAGGUAAAUUUAUGCAAGAUUCUUAUUUUUGGGUUUUUUUUCUCUCUCUUGUUCUUGCUGCCCUUUCUUCUUCUUCUUCAGAUGUGAUUUUGGUGUUGGGGCUUUAUGAACAUUUUAAACGUGGAAGGAACCGAAAUGAGACAAGACACUUGUUGUUGGAUUUGGAUGUGUCUUUCAUCAGUUCAUGUAAUGUUGGAAGUAGAGAGGAGAAAGCACAGUUGGUUUGUUUUUCCUU